AUCCUCUUACAUUUCAUUAUCCGUAACCCUCUUUUAUUUCUUUGAAGAAAAAGAAAGAUAUUCUUUGAUUCUUAUUGUCUCCCUAAGAGCAGAUAUGCUUGGUUCCAGCACAAGGAUAAUGUUUUAUCUUUUUGUCUGCAUAGGAUUACUAUCAGACAACAUAUAUAAGGUCUCAGCGUUGAGAAGAAGAGAAUUCUUCUUCAGACAAACACAAGGAGACAAAGCUGGAGUUCAUCCAGGUGAAACUGCUACGCUGGAGAGCGUGGAUAUUCAUUUUAGGCACAACCGUGAAGAACACGGAAUCCUCAGUGAGAACCGGCGCAUUCUUGAGAAGGUUAACAAGACUAAAGUAACAGCUGAGAAGACGCAAGCACAAAAGAAUCAGACAAAGGACUCGUUGCAAUCAAGCAAGAGACAUGUAAGACGUGGAUCAGAUCCUAUCCACAACAAAUCGCAGCCAUUUUCUUAAGUGGCACUGCCACAACAAGAAUCAGAUACAGAAAAAGGCAGUACACUGUAGAAAGAAGAAGAAAAGAAGGCGCAACAAUCAAACUUAUCAAGCUUGAGGUAGAUUAGUUGUGUUUUUUCUCGCAAGGAUAUAUUUGAUAGAACACAGAAUAUUGGCUAAUGAAACCAUCGUGGUAUGGAGAGCAGCAUGAUCUGUUCAGAUGCACCAGGAGAACACAUGAUUUGUUUCCAAAAUAUAUCUUUAGACUCUUUUGUCUGCAUAGUUAAAAGUUUUGAUCAUCUGCAACUUUACUGUGAAAACCUCUCUUUGAACUUAAAAAAGGUAACCACUUAUGUC
Molecule: messenger RNA, 805 nt
Organism: Raphanus sativus (radish)
Lineage: Eukaryota; Viridiplantae; Streptophyta; Magnoliopsida; Brassicales; Brassicaceae
Product: CLAVATA3/ESR (CLE)-related protein 45-like
Exons: 1
Coding region: 95-469 (124 amino acids)
Source: RefSeq, a predicted model, not a curated record